AUGCCACCUCCUCUCCUCUUCUUCCUCCUUUUCCUUACCCUGGUAGGAGUCAGGUCCCAGAAACCUCUACUGGUGGAGGUAGAAGAGGGAGGCAAUGUUGUGCUGCCAUGCCUCCAGAACUCCUCAGCUGACCCCUCUGAGAAGCUGGCCUGGUAUCGGGGGAACCAGUCAACACCCUUCUUGGACCUAAGCCUAGGAUCCCCAGGCAUGGGCCUGCUGGUGGGGCCUCUGGGCAUCCAGCUACUCAUUGUCAACGUCUCAGACCAGAUGGGGGGCUUCUACCUGUGCCAGCAGAGGUCCCCCUCUGAGGACGCCUGGCAGCCUGCCUGGACAGUGACUGUGGAAGGCAGCGGGGAGCUUUUCCGGUGGAAUGCUUCAGAUUUAGGGGACCUAGACUGUGGCCUGAAGAAUAGGUCCUCAGAGGGCCACAGGCCAUCUUCUGGUCACCAUACCAGGUCCCAGCUAUAUGUGUGGGCCAAAGACCGUCCUAAGAUGUGGAGAACAGAGCCUGUAUGUGCCCCACCAAGGGUCAGCCUGAAUCAGAGCAUCAAACAAGACCUCAUUGUGGCCCCUGGCUCCACACUCUGGCUGUCCUGUGGGGUGCCCCCAGUCCCAGUGGCUAGAGGCCCCAUCUCCUGGAACUAUGUACAUCCCACGAGGCCUAAAAUUUCAUUGCCGAGCCUGAACCUUGAGGAUGAGCUCCCAGUCAGAAAGAUGUGGGUUUUGGGGCCUCUUCUGUCACUGCCCCAGGCCACAGCUCAAGAUUCGGGUACCUAUUACUGUCUCCGAGGCAGCCUGAUCACCAAGAUACAUGUGAAGGUCAUUGCGCAGCCAGUGUUGUGGCGCUGGCUGUUGAAGGAUAAUAGAUGGAUGGUCCCAGUUGUGACGUUAGUUUAUCUCAUCUUCUGUAUGGGUUCCCUAGUGACUUAUCUCUGUCUUCGAAGAGCCCUGAUCCUAAGGAAGAAAAGAAAGCGAAUGACGGACCCUGCCAGAAGAUUCUUCAAAGUGACACCUCCCCCAGGAAACGGGACCCAGAACCAGUAUGGGAAUGUGCUCUCCCUUCCCACACCCACCUCUGGCACUGCACGCGCUCAGCGUUGGGCUGCAGGCCUAGGGAGUGCUGCUCCAUCCUAUGGAAACCCACACAUUGACAUCCAGGAGGCUGGAUCCCUGGGGUCCCAGAGCCACGAAGCAGAAGAAGAAGGAGAGGCCUACGAGGAGCCAGACAGCGAGGAGGCCUCCGAGUUCUAUGAGAACGACUCCAGCAUUGGGCAGGACCAGCUCUCCGGAGAUGGCAGCGGCUAUGAGAACCCCGAAGAUGCACCUUUAGGUCCAGAGGAGGAAGACUCCUUCUCCAAUGCUGAAUCUUACGAAAACGCAGAUGAAGAGCUAGUCCAGCCAGGCGGCAGGACAAUGGACUUUCUGAGCCCCCAUGGAUCUGCGUGGGACCCAAGCCCAGAAGCAACUUCACUUGCAGGGUCCCAGUCCUAUGAGGAUAUGAGAGGGAUCCUGUAUGCAGCCCCUCAGCUCCGCUCGCUUCGGUCUGGUCCCAGUCAUGAGGAAGAUGCAGACUCUUAUGAAAACAUGGAUAAGUCUGAUGAGCCAGAACUGGCAUGGGGAGGAGGAGACCACAUGGGAGCUUGGAGUACCAGAUGA
Nannospalax galili (Upper Galilee mountains blind mole rat) is the source of this 1656-nucleotide messenger RNA. It is a transcript of the gene Cd19, whose product is annotated as CD19 molecule. The record is from RefSeq and is a predicted model, not a curated record. The transcript is spliced from 15 exons. Gene Ontology annotation, biological process: B cell proliferation involved in immune response; regulation of B cell activation; B cell receptor signaling pathway. Gene Ontology annotation, cellular component: external side of plasma membrane. NCBI's taxonomy places the organism in Eukaryota, Metazoa, Chordata, Mammalia, Rodentia, Spalacidae. Bases 1 to 1656 code for a protein of 551 amino acids.